Molecule: messenger RNA, 1428 nt
Organism: Nicotiana tabacum (common tobacco)
Lineage: Eukaryota; Viridiplantae; Streptophyta; Magnoliopsida; Solanales; Solanaceae
Product: GDT1-like protein 3
Biological process (GO): Golgi calcium ion homeostasis; manganese ion transmembrane transport; Golgi calcium ion transport
Cellular component (GO): Golgi apparatus
Molecular function (GO): manganese ion transmembrane transporter activity; calcium ion transmembrane transporter activity
Source: RefSeq, a predicted model, not a curated record
AUCCCCACUUUCCUUUUCCAGCUUUUGGGGGAGAGAGAGGUCUUGCUGGCAAUUUUACUCUCUUUGCUUUGCUUUUGUCCGCAAGAUCUCCUCUCCUUCUUCUCUCUUUCCUUUGUAAUAAUUAAUAAAACUUCCGCGUUAAUCCCAAAUCCCAAUUCCCUCUACUUGAUCUACUAACACCCUUUUCAUUUCCUUCAAUAAAAACCUCACCUUUCCCCCUUAAAUUCCACUUAUUUGCUCAUUUUCUUGAAGAAUUUCAAGAACUGAGCUUUGUACUCAAUUACCCAGUAAUAGAAACAAAAUGGGUUUUCAUUUAAACCCAAAAUAUAUAUGGAUCCUCUUACUUCUCAUUACUACCCCUCUGAUUUUUGCUCAGGAUGCUGUGGAUGAAACUGAAAUUGUUGAGUCAGGUGGACGGUUCAAAGAUCUGGGUAGGCGUAGUAAAAUUAUUGUUGAGAAACUGAAGUCUGGUGUUGUGAGGGAUGAUGAUCCAGAUUCCGUUGAUCUUGGUCUGGACUUGGACUCUAAUCUUGGCACUCUUGAUGCCUUUUUUGCUAGUUUGUCGAUGAUCCUUGUCAGUGAGAUUGGUGAUGAGACAUUUAUAAUAGCAGCUCUGAUGGCAAUGCGUCACCCCAAAUCAAUCGUUUUAUCUGGUGCACUCAGCGCUUUGUUUGUUAUGACUAUACUUUCUACUGGACUUGGUAGGAUAGUGCCAAAUUUGAUAUCAAGGAAGCAUACAAAUAGUGCAGCUACAGUUCUUUAUCUCUUUUUUGGGCUUCGGCUUCUCUAUAUUGCAUGGAGAUCAUCAGAUUCAAAGGCUUCGCAGAAAAAGGAAAUAGAGGAAGUGGAAGAAAAACUUGAAGCUGGACAGAGCAAAGCAGCAGUCAGGCGAUUCUUUUCUAGAUUGUUCACACCCAUAUUUUUGGAGUCUUUUAUCUUGACCUUUCUCGCAGAGUGGGGAGACCGCAGCCAGAUAGCAACAAUUGCUUUAGCUACACAUAAAAAUGCAAUUGGUGUUGCUGUUGGGGCAACAAUAGGACACACUAUAUGUACUUCAGUGGCAGUGGUAGGUGGAAGCAUGCUCGCAUCGAAGAUCUCACAACGAACAGUAGCUACAGUCGGAGGGCUUCUAUUCCUCGGGUUUUCCUUGUCAUCGUAUUUCUAUCCACCUCUAUGAUUUUGGCUUCAUUAAUCGACCUUAAUUCUUCUGGAAUGGCAUUGUUGAAUCCAAUUUUUCGGUUAUUUCAAUAGGCUUAAGAAGGAAAUGAAUUAUUUGUACUACAGGAGUUUUACCUUAUUUUUUUGUGUGUAAAUGCAAGGGUAUGGAACAUGUUUUACAUAAAUCAGAAACAUUGUUGAAAAAUGGGCAGUUGUCUAUGUUUACAUUGUUUUAGAAAGAAGUAUGAAAAAUUGAGAUGACUUCCUACA